Molecule: messenger RNA, 554 nt
Organism: Pyrus x bretschneideri (Chinese white pear)
Lineage: Eukaryota; Viridiplantae; Streptophyta; Magnoliopsida; Rosales; Rosaceae
Product: transcription termination factor 4, mitochondrial
Exons: 2
Coding region: 91-390 (99 amino acids)
Biological process (GO): regulation of mitotic cell cycle spindle assembly checkpoint
Cellular component (GO): anaphase-promoting complex
Source: RefSeq, a predicted model, not a curated record
CACACAGAAGAGAGAGACACCCAGUAGAGCAGGUCCUCCCUCCAGUGUCUAUGAGGUUUGUACGGAAGCGCUCUGUUCAGAAAGAGAAGAAUGUUACAGUUCCCGGGGUUCAUGAAACAGUACCCAUGGUCAACAAGGACCAUUCCGACGUCGUUUUUGCUUCCAGCCCAGUGGCCCCAACCCCACAGCGAGGAGCUCCUCCUCGCCAUGGAGGAGUCCGAUUUCGAAGAGAAGUGCAACGAAAUCAGAAAGAGUAGCAGCAGCAUGUCUGUGAUUGGGAAAACCGCUGUCGACAACGAUAAAGAAGACUACGACAAUGAUCCAGACGACGACGACGUAGACAAUGCAGAGGACUCCGAGGGGGAAGAGUUUGAGCAGGAAACCAGUUGAAAUUGCUGCCUACCCUCGUUCUGUUUCUGUUUGGACGGCCACAAACCUACAUCGAAUGCGGCUUUAAGUUCUUUACGCAUAUCAUCAUACAUUAUCUUAAACAAAUUUGCUGAAUUGUGCGACUUCUCUCUAUGGAUAAAGAUAAAGCUUGUGCCUUUUGUGUU